Messenger RNA from Mesorhabditis belari, 5865 nucleotides. The record is from the annotation of a GenBank genome assembly. NCBI's taxonomy places the organism in Eukaryota, Metazoa, Nematoda, Chromadorea, Rhabditida, Rhabditidae.
ACAGUUCGCCUUCUUUGCCUCUCCAGCGCCGCUUUAGCUCUACUAGACGGAUCGACGAAACUCGUUCUCAAACGACAGCACGCAUCCACUCUUCAGCAGUGGCGUGUCGGUGGCGGAGUGUCAAAGCAUCAACUUUUACUCGAAUUUCGCGGCACCAAAUGGCAAUUGAUCGCUCCAUCUUAUAAUGUUCUCAAGGCGAUUUCGAUGACUUUAUGGGAAACAAUGCAGGCAUCAGCAUCAGCGAAUGUACAAAAAACGUUAAACCAAUCAGCCACUCGACAAUCGCUCGCCGAAGCUGCGAACUCGCCAACAACCACUUCCCGAUCAGCGUCGACUUGUUCAUCAGCCUCUGCAGCUCCAGGCUUCAUUCUAAACGAUGAACCAAUCACAUUAUUCCGCUUGGAGUUGGAAAGACUUCAAUACAUCGUACAUUUCCCUGAAGAAGUCGCCUAUCAAUUGUCCCUCACCGAGUACCAGCUUUUCUAUUCGAUUCAACCGAUGGAAUACGUGCGUUAUGUGAGCUGUGAUCUCACCUCCGUGCCCGUCACUGACAAUCCGUCACCAGUGAAGACGCUAGUGAAGAGGUUGAGUGAGGUCUCUUCUUGGGUCACUCAUUUGAUCGUCUCACAACCGACACACGAUGAUCGAAAAGCUACACUAAACGCGAUUCUCCGAAUCAUCGAAACUUGCUGGAAUAUUGGAAACUUCAAUGGAGCCGUUGAGAUUUUGAUGGGGUUAAAGUCGGAAAAGUUGCGGCCAUUUUGGUUAAGUUUGAGAAGUGAGGAAAAGGAGCAAUUUGAAAUGUUUUGUGAUAUUCUCUUGCCGGGUACCCAUGUUCUUCCCUCACAAGCUUACAUGCAAGCCGUUCAACGGGCAUUGAGAAUGACACAAUGUCGAGUCAUCCCAUUCUUCGGCAUUUUCUUGAGAGAUCUCUAUGCAAUCGUCAAUGACAUGCCAAAUAUCGUCGUCAUCGGACAUGCUGGAGAAAAGGAGAAGCUCGAGUUUAUGAAUGAUGCAAAUGGAGAAGAUCAUUUCUCGUCGCGAAUCGGUGUCGGCGGUUUACUCAACGCUGAUAAGAUCAACCUGGUGGCCAUCGUUUUAGACAAUCUCGAGCUUUUUCAUCGACAUGGCCGUUCUCUCAACAAACUCCUCGAAAUCGAAUCCCCCACAAAUCCCGUUCCCGCGCCGAUCGUUGAAGAGCAAAAAGAGAUUAAGACUUAUGAGCCGGUGCAAUCAGUGGUAAACUCAGCACACAGUGUCACUUUGAUUCCGUUAACUUCACAAUUAUUCGAUCUCGAUGUUCUACAACGACUCCAUCAUGGCACAACGGUGAUUCACUAUGAUCCGGACACUGGUCGAUCAGUCCUUUGCCUGAUGCGAUUAGAGGCUUCUUGCUCAACAAUCACUUGGAAAAAGAUCUCGUAUUCGACGGCAAAAGAAGGAAAAGAUAAAAAUAAGGAUGGUCAAAUGGGCAAAAGCAUGUCUGGAGUGUCAUCAGUGGCUGGUGGAUCGGGAGUCGGUCAGAUGACUCCAGCGAGCGCGAAUCAAAGGGCAGCUGCUUUCCCGGUCGGUUUGGAUGAAGGAGAGAUUCGUUUGAGCAAUGUGAAAACGGUGGAACCGGUUGACAGCUACGAUUUGGACAUUGAAGCAAUCUAUCGACGACACUCGGCCGAGGAAAUGUCCGUGCCCGUUAGCUGUUGGAAGAUUUCCCAUGGACAACUGCUUUGUGACAACGAUUUUCUCUUCUUCUUGGCUCCGCAACAAAUCUCUCAGUAUUGGACAAUUGGACUUGCCGCCGUCGUGAAAGCCUAUCAACAACAGCAACGUUUCGCGGAUCGACGAAUGUUGUGGAUUAAGACACUCUAUCUACAACUUUACAACGAAUGCUCACCAACAAUCGACUCUGAUGGGCAAAAGUUGAUGGGACCUCGACCAUAUGAUGCUUUAAUGGCAUUUGGAGGGAAAGUCGAGCGAUGGAAGGGCCUUGGAAUCAAUCAAUGCGCACCGAGCUCUUCAAGGCCACAAGAUUCAUUGUCGACGAGUGAUUUGUCAAGCACGAGAAACAAGAUCAAGAACUUCAAAACAGCGGUGAGGAAUAAGCUGAGAGGAGCGUCCAGAGAUGCGAGCAGAUCACAGAGUCCACAACCACCCAGUCCAUUGGUCCGACCACCAUCCAUCAAAUCCCAGCUCUCAUUAACAUCCGGCCCAGCCGCACCCACCUCACCCGGAUUUCUGCUGAAACCGCGAGAGACUCGAGAAAGUGAAACAGGAGAUGCUGACAGUAUCUACACACCGAGAAGUCGCACACCAACAUCAUCAAGUUAUGGAGCAAAAUCGCUUGGUGGUCGCUCGUGGCGAUCUCGGGGUGGAGAAACACCGAACUCUGGGAGCAUUUCAAGCAGUGGACAAAUGUCUAGCUACAUUGCACCAUCUGGGAAAGAGUUUCAGGAGAAACCGCUAAACAUUGUCGAGUUCGCCGAGCUCUAUCGCUUGUUUUACACCCGAUUGCGGAAAGAUCUCAAAGAUGUCUACAAUGAAAUCGUGCAAAAUCUUUCGCAAAAUGCUCAACAGAAAAGAGAUCGAGAUGCAAAAACGUGUCGGAUACCGAGCAGAUUGGAUAGUACUGCUUCACUUCAACACUCUGAAUUUAUACCACAUGAUUUCUUAACAAGAAACACUGAUUCGAUUCAACAACUCAGCGAGAAACAAUGCAAAAUCUACAAUGCUCUAGCAAUGGCGAGUGUCAGCAGUACCGGUGGAAUGGAUACGACGCGAACUUGUGCAAUCACUGUGCCAAUGCUUCGUCAAUUCCUUGCCACUCAACAAAUGGAAAUUGUUGAUGACUCGUAUGUGAUGAAAAUCAUUCAGGAUCACGAACCAGAUGCCAUCUUUCGUCAAAAGAAUCAGCUCUCGUUUGAGGGCUUCACUCGUUUCCUCUCCGAUCCUUGCAAUUUCGCCUUUGUCCCCGAGACGAGCAAAGCCGAUGAGACGGAUUUGAGUCAACCGUUGUCUCACUAUUAUGUCAAUUCAUCACAUAACACUUAUCUCACUGGACACCAAUUGAAAGGAGAAAGCAGUGCGGAAAUGUAUCGACAGGUUCUUUUGACGGGUUGUCGUUGCGUUGAGUUGGAUUGCUGGGAUGGAGAUGAUGGACUCCCGUUGAUCUAUCACGGGCACACAUUCACCAGCAAAAUCGCUUUUAGACAAGUUGUCGAAAUCAUCAAGAAAUCUGCUUUUGUCACAUCGGAUCUUCCCGUAAUUCUCUCAAUCGAGAACCAUUGCUCCUUACAACAACAAGCAAAAAUGGCGCAAAUGUUUAAAACAGUUCUUGGUGACAAAUUGGUGACGUCAUUUCUCUUUGAGGCUGACUUUUCUGACUCACCUCGUCUUCCAACUCCUUUACAACUUAAAGGAAAGAUAUUGAUUAAGAAUAAGAAAAUGGUUUCCGAGCCAUCUCAGCUAUUGAGCGAGCGAAAUCUUCGCGGUGAACCACAAAAUCCCCUGCAUCGAAAGCAAAGCAAGAACAGCUACGAGAGCAGAUAUACUCUCGAUGAUGACAAUGACGAUGAUCUCGAUGAGUUUUUGGAUGACGAAGAAAAUGAGGAUGAUGAUGCUGAAGUUGUGGUUGACCGCUCCGAGACCGAAUCCCCAAAACAGGCGAAUCGACGCGGGAAAGUGGCCACAAAGCAAGAUUCACAGAAUAGCGAUAACUCGGCUGAGGGAAGAAAAGUGAUCACAACAACGCUUGCGUUGGACUCUGGCCGAGAUGGAGACGAAGUGCAAACAGUGGCAACUCUCUCCUCCCGUCCAUCCCCCAGAAAACAACCAGCCGGCCCAAUCAUUGCUCCCGAGCUCUCCGACAUUGUCAUCUAUCUACAAGCCAUCAAAUUCAAGGGUUUCCCGUCAUUCUCUCAAUCGACAGAGAUCCUUCAUGUCAGCGCCUCGACAAGUGUCUCAUUGCAACCAUCAAGAACGAGAACUUCGUCCAAUCUCAUGCCAGCCACCUCGCCUAGAGGUUUCCGCCCAAAAGCAAUGUCCCACGUGAGCCAUGUCAGUCAUCUCAGCCAAGGCUCUGGGAUUUCUCAUGAACUACGAGAUGAACUUGCUGGAAGACCCAACUCGGCAGCUAGCUGUUAUCAAGUGACAUCGCUCAAUGAGACAGCCGCCCGGAAACUCUGCCGAAAGCAUCCACUCAAAUGCAUUCAAUACACGAAAGAUCAUAUCGUUCGAACCUACCCUGGUGCCAUUCGCAUCGACUCCUCCAACUUCAAUCCCGUUCAUUUUUGGGCUCACGGCUUGCAAAUGGUGGCGCUGAAUUUUCAAACUUCUGACAUUGUGAUGGCUGUAAAUUCGGCAAUGUUUGAGCAAACGGGCAAUUGUGGCUACGUGUUAAAACCGAGAGUUUUAUGGGAUCAAACUCAUCCACUCUUUCGCCGCUACAAUCCAUCCAGCAAGGAAAUGGGCACACAUUCGGCUCUGUUACUGAAUUUGACGGUGAUUUCCGGACAGCAUGUUUUUCCGGGCACUCAUUUGGGUUCACCGUUUCUCGAAAUCGAAUUGAUUGGAGUGCUUUGUGAUUCAGCAAAAGACAAAAGCAAGACUGUACUGAAAAAUUCGGUGACUCCUGUCUGGCAACAUCAAGUUCAAUUUCCGAAUCGUUUGCGUCGAGUUGGCGUUUUUGCGAAUUGCGGUGUGCGAUGCCGGGCAAAAUGGACGCGUCAUCUCGCAACGUGUGGUACCGCCACGAAUCAGUCAAUGGAUAACGGUUUUCUCUUUAUUCGAACCCGUUUCGAGCAAGAAGAGCACAUCUACCUUCACGAUGAAGAUUCAGCCAGCAAUUCGCACAUCGAACACCAACUCGACUAUCAAAAUGACCAGAAUGAGAACAUCAAACCGACACCGAUCUUGAAAAAGCAAAUUUUCGUGUUGCGAGUGAGCGGAUUGAAUGCUGACGAUACGCCGGUGGUGGUGCAUAGCGAGAGUGGAAGCACUGUGAAAUCCGUCAUUCAGCAGGCUCUAAUCAAAGCUGGAAAGAGUGCCGAACAAGCCGAGGACUAUGUGCUGAUCGAAGAAUCGGCUACUGACUCCGAUGAUCCACAAGAUCAACGAAUAUUACCGCAUGCUGAGCCGAUUAUGGAUGCAGUUGCCUGUUGGAAUGGAGCACAAAGGAGAUUUGUCGUGAGAAAGAAGGGAUCGGAUCCAUCAUCGCGAGCUUGGAUUACGUCAAUUAUCAAGAGUAGCGGUGGUGGAUCGAGUGCUGGAGCAAGUCCGAAUAUCGGGCUUUCCGAGAGGAAAUCAAAUGAGGGAAUCGGGAUGAAAUCUUCGUCCUCGUCACAUUUGACUGGACGUAGUCUGGAUGUCGAGAACGGGGAUACACUGGAACCACCAACCGGAUUACACCCAAGAGCUCGAUCAAUGGGCGACACUUUCCUCGUUUGUGUGCACAAUGUGAGUGAUGAUCAACCAUACGCGAUUCUCCGUGCCUCGAUUAAAAGCACUGCCACCGAUGUGAUAAAACAGGUUUUCAUGAAAUCUCGUCGCCUUGAGAUGGAUGAGAACGACUUUGUGCUGAUUGAAGAGACCGGAGAUGAGCCGUGCACAGGCACAACGACAAAGAACUACCAGGGAAAGGUGAACUCAAGAGUGCUGGCUCCCGAGGAAAACGUGUGGAAAGCUCAAUCGAGAUGGAAAUCCUUUGGCCGUUUCGUUUUGGAGAAUCGAAAAGAAGCCGUCAACACGACGCUCGAAAAAGCAACACCAAGAAAAGCUGAGCGAAAAGUCUCAUUGGCGUCGUUGGGAUUGCCGAAAAGAGUGCCACGUUUCGGCAAAUCGGCAACAAUGGACAUCGCGAAAGGAGCAGCUGAU